AUUAAUGGAAGAAGUCAAAAUCACGAUUUGAGGAUAGCACGAAAUGUAGCCAUACGAGCUCAAUYUACAGGAGCGAUAUCAGCGGGGAUAACAACAUCAGAAGAGGAACAUUCAGCAGCGACAGAAGCAACAGCUACAAAAGCAACAGUAUUUCCCACUGCACGAUAAUAAGAUCACAGAGUUGAAACAAAACACGCAGCAAAUCGGCACGGUACAUUCAAUCCAUGUUUGGGGGGUACAAUCCGUCGGCCCGUGGUCCCGGUGGGUCCGGCCCGGCACAAGCACCAAGGGGAUACAUUGCCGGACGCGGAAGGGGUGCCGCUGGCUUUCAGACCCGAAGCGACCUGGGGAACACGGGCGAUACCGCGGCCUUUGGUGGAGGCCCCACUUCGAUGCCCGCCUCCGCCAACGCUGGCAGCAGCAACAGUCCGUGGGGUUCUGCUCCCCGUGGAUAUGUUGCCGGUGCAGGGCGGGGUGCGAGCAAAAUGGGUGCCGCCAGCCAGGCAUUCGGACCGAAUGGUCAGCCACUCGAUGACAACAACACGGGCAGCGGCGGUCGGGAGCAACGCGCAACGGCUUCCGCCAGGACUUCUGCGCCUCCUUCCGGCGCCGUCGAAGGACAAUACGACGACGACGACCACGAGGCCGAUUUGAUCUGGGCGGCCAUCGACGAACGACUCCAAAACCGGCGGAAGAAACGCAAAAAGGGAAGCAACGAAGUACAAGGACCGGCACAUACCGACGAUCCACGUGCCCGCGAGCGAAUGAAAAUACAGCACUCGUUUCGGGACGUUAAGGAAGAACUGGGCACCCUUUCGGAAGAAGCGUGGAUGAACCUCCCGGAUGCCAUGGGAGACCAUUCUCUGAAGCACAAACGGGCACAGGAAAAGAAACAGGGGCAGAUAUUCACCCCGAUCACGGACAGCAUGCUCGAAUCGAGGAUCGGAGCUACCUCUGACAAGUCCUCGAUGAAUCUCAACACGCAGGUGAACAUCAACGACAAGAGCGAUGGAACAGAAACAAGCGCCGUGAAUAUGUCUGGUAUUGGGGCCGCUCGUGGAACCGUUCUGGGGCUCUCUUUAGACAGGAUGAGCGAGAGCGCAAACGAUAGCGGACUCGCCACGAGCGUCAAUGCCAGUGGGUACCUCACCAGCAUGAGUACCCUCAACGGUGGAGCACCGGGAGCGCUGCCAAACAAUCUCGGUGACAUCCACAAGGCGCGACUGCUGCUCAAGAGCGUCCGCGACACGAAUCCCAAGCACGGACCGGGAUGGAUAGCCUCGGCACGUAUCGAAGAAGCGGCUGGCAAGACACUCAAAGCCCGCAAGAUCAUACAGGAAGGAUGUGAAACCUGUCCAAAGUUCGUCGAUGUUUGGUUAGAGGCUGCCCGUUUGCAUCCUCUCCCCGUCGCCAAGAGUAUCCUAGCGACCGGUGUCCGCCGUGUCGACAACAAUGUUCCCCUCUUUCUGAAAGCGGCCGAACUCGAAACCGUGCCGGCACACAAAAAGGCGGUGCUUCGAAAGGCUCUGGAGGCAAACCCUCAUUCGCUCCAGUUGUGGAAACAAGCCAUUGACCUAGAGGAUUCCCAGGACCGAGCCAAGCUCUUGCUGUCGGUCGCUGUCGAAAAGGUCCCUACCGCCAUCGAGCUGUGGAUGGCGCUCGCACGCCUCGAGACCUAUGAGGAGGCACAAAAGACCCUCAACAAGGCCCGAAAGGCCCUUCCACUGGAAAAAUCUAUCUGGAUGGCCGCGUCCAAACUCGAGGAAUCCCAGAACCAUCUCUCGAGAAUCCCAAAACUUGUCGACAAGGCCUUCAAGACCUUGGCCAAGAAAGACGUUGUCAUUUCUCGAAACCAGUGGAUAUCUGAGGCCGAAGAUUGUGAAAUGGCAGGUGCACCGCACACGAGUGCAGCCAUUGUGGCUAAGGCCAUCGGGCUAGGCGUUCUGGACGAGGACCGCAUCCGAACAUGGAGCGACGAUGCCAAACAAGUCCUCGCCAGAGGUCAUGUGGCGACAGCCAGGGCCAUUUUGGCACACGCCCUACAACAGUUCCCCUCAAGGAAGGGCCUGUGGAUGCAAGCGGUGGAACUGGAAAAAACAGCGGGUGCGAAAAAUGUUUCUACCGAUUUCGCGGAAUCUGCAGCCAAUGACACAGGAGAGGGAGCCGAGAACUCUCGUGAAAAUAAUGAGAACAACCAAAGCAAAAAGCAGCACGUACUCAAUGAAUCACUUGACCAAGUUUUGCAGGCCGCAAGUGAACGAUUGCCCAGAGUCGAAGUCUUUUGGUUGCUCCGCGCCAAGGAGCGAUGGCUAGCUGGAUUCGUUGAUUCGGCUCGCGACAUUCUCACCAAGGCCUUCGAGGCCAAUCCCGAUUCGGAACGAGUGUGGCUGGCCGCCGCAAAACUAGAGUGGGAGACGGGAGAAACAGAGCGAGCACGAGUGUUGCUGGAGAGAGCUCGAGAACGGGCACCUAGCGAACGGGUAUACAUGAAGUCGGCGCUUUUGGAACGGGAAGCCGGAGAUACACGCGCGGCACUCGCUCUGAUCGAGGAAGGACUGCAAAAGUAUCCCAAAACGGCACCGAAAUUGUACAUGAUGGGCGGUCAGAUAUGUUCAGACGACUUACCGCGGGCACUCGCAAACAGUAAUUCUACCGACGAGAAGAUCAAAAAAAAGAAGAAGUCGUAUUUGGACAAGGCACGAAAAAUAUACCAGGAGGGCAUCGAAAAAUGUGUCGAGAACGUCACUUUAUGGAUUCUGGCAAGUAGGCUGGAGGAAAGGGCCCACACGUUUGUUUCAGAAAACGGUUCGACUGCAAGUGAAUCGAGUACGAACCAAGGGGUUGCAAAAGCUCGUUCGUUGUUGGAACUUGCCCGUCUUAAACACCCUAAGAAUGACCUCUUGUGGCUAGAGGCUACCAGGCUAGAGCGACGGUCGGGGAACACUAAACUCGCUGAAUCCCUCAUGGCCCGGGCGUUGCAGGAAUGCCCCAAGUCUGGACGGCUCUUAGCAGAAAAUAUUGCCACGGCGCCCCGCGUAGAGCAAAAGAGYAAAUCUGCCGAUGCCAUCAAGCGCAAUCCGGAGUCCCCUCUAGUUAUUGCCACCGUAGCUUCCCUUUUUGCCUCCGAUCGAAAAAUCACAAAGGCACGAAAAUGGUUCGAGCGAGCUGUUCUACUAGAUCCUGAUCUAGGGGACUCAUGGGCAAAGUACUAUAAUUUCGAGUCGAACCACGGGACAAAGCAGCAAAAAGAUGCAAUCCGCGAGCGAUGUAUCAAGGCCGAACCAAAGCACGGAGAAACAUGGCAAUCGGUCAUGAAGGAUACCUCCAACCGACACAAGACCCCUGGAGAGGGACUAGAAUUAGUGGCCUCGGAAAUUAAAUCGAGGGCGGUGUGAUGGAAUGUACAGUAGUGACGAGAUAGGUAUCACGAAUAUGUUAUUUGUAUCUGGAAGCUCUAGUCCUUCUCUGCCAAAGAUUGAUCUGCUUUUUCAGAGUCACUCUUUCUGUGUUGCAAUAUGCAGAGAUGUGAGAUUCUGAGCUUUUUCUAAAGAUUGGCUAUUACUUUACUGUACAGUUUGGUAUUGGCAUUACACUUGACAGUAUUUCAACUUUCUACCUUUCUACUUCUACCAAGGAAGUUCGUAUUUUCUUUGCACAAGAUUACCAAGUAAGUAUGGUAUCAGUACUGGUCCAUACUGAACUCCUGAGAUCAUGGAAGUCCAAACAUUAAAAAAGACUAAAACAG
Molecule: messenger RNA, 3745 nt
Organism: Pseudo-nitzschia multistriata
Lineage: Eukaryota; Bacillariophyta; Bacillariophyceae; Bacillariales; Bacillariaceae
Source: the annotation of a GenBank genome assembly